This is a messenger RNA of Sinocyclocheilus grahami, 396 nucleotides long. Its product is annotated as ankyrin-3-like. Lineage: Eukaryota; Metazoa; Chordata; Actinopteri; Cypriniformes; Cyprinidae. Gene Ontology annotation, cellular component: plasma membrane; neuron projection. The record is from RefSeq and is a predicted model, not a curated record. Gene Ontology annotation, biological process: protein localization to plasma membrane. Gene Ontology annotation, molecular function: transmembrane transporter binding; spectrin binding; cytoskeletal adaptor activity. The annotation marks the transcript as partial. The transcript has 4 exons.
AUGAUUAUUGAGGAUGGCUUUACGCCGUUAGCCGUAGCCCUGCAGCAGGGUCAUGAUCAGGUGGUUUCUCUGUUGUUAGAGAAUGACACAAAAGGUAAAGUCCGUCUGCCUGCACUCCACAUCGCAGCCCGCAAGGACGACACCAAAUCUGCAGCUCUGCUUCUUCAGAAUGACCACAACGCGGAUGUCGAGUCCAAGAGUGGUUUCACUCCUCUCCACAUUGCUGCCCACUAUGGAAACAUCAACGUAGCAACACUACUGUUAAAUAGAGGAGCAGCAGUGGACUUCAUGGCAAGGAAUGACAUCACUCCACUGCAUGUGGCAGCUAAGAGAGGAAAUGGAAACAUGGUUAAGUUGCUGUUGGACCGUGGAGCAAAAAUUGAUGCCAAGACCAAG